Messenger RNA from Chaetura pelagica (chimney swift), 2658 nucleotides. It is a transcript of the gene SWT1, whose product is annotated as SWT1 RNA endoribonuclease homolog (S. cerevisiae). Gene Ontology annotation, cellular component: nucleus. The record is from RefSeq and is a predicted model, not a curated record. The transcript has 18 exons. The coding region runs from base 1 to 2658 and encodes 885 amino acids. NCBI's taxonomy places the organism in Eukaryota, Metazoa, Chordata, Aves, Apodiformes, Apodidae.
AUGUCUAAAAAGAAGCUGAAGAAAUUAACUGGCAGAGAAGACUGUUUGGAUGACCGGGAUGACAAAAACUCUGAAGACACAAGAUCUUGCAACCGUGCCAUGAAAGGAGAGAAAGAAUUUAAGAGAUUCAAAAUAGAGAAAGAUGGACGAGAGAAGAAGCGAGACCGAAGUUCUAAUAGUUCUCAUGACACUUAUAGAAGAUCCCAAGAAAAAUCUCCAAAUAGAAGCAAAACUAGGGACAAUUUUUUAAUCCAAACUGAAAAGCAAAAGAAAAUAGUUAUCGAAUUUAAAGCCAAAGAAAUUAAACAUGGGAAAAGUACACGCACUCCUGAUGUAGCAGCUACUAGCAGGAGCAAAAGUUGUUUUGAAGGAACAGAAAGCAAAAGAGUCUUGCAUAGCUUUGCAGUUCAGAGGGACAAGGCACUGAAGAAAAAGAAGGAGAAAGCUGAACUCUGCAAGCUAAAGGCGGAACAAGCUAUGUUGGAAAAGUUUAAGUCACCUGUAUAUGAUUUACAUGUGCCACGUAGAAAGUCAGAUGGAUCAAAAAAACAGAGUGAAGAUGACAGAAUUCCAAAAAUGCCACCUGACACCUCUACAAGGACUGCACGUGACAACAGGCCUUCCACUAAGAAGACAAAUACAACUUCUAGGACCUGGGAAGAGGCGUAUGAAGAAGAGUAUAAGGAGCUUUCCAAGAAGAGACAGCAUAUGAAUAAACGUGCACCAUCACACUCUUCAGCUCCGGCGCCAGCGCCGCAUCGCCGGGACUCUUGCAAACGGAAAAAGCAGGAUCCUGAUUCUGAUAAAGCUCCUGGUAAUUCAGGGACUGAGGAAAGGGACUUGGAAGCCACAGCAUUAUGUUUUAAGCAGAACACUGAGAUCCCCUGCACCUCUGACUCCUACCAAGAUGUUGAGGUCAUAAAGCCUGCCCAGAAGAGCUGUGAAAUCUUUCCACCCCCUCAAGGUAGUCAGACCGCAGAAACAGACCAAGAGAUGCAGAUAGCUGAAGAUUUGCACAUUGCUCGUAUUCAAAAGAGGAUAGCCCUGCCUGUAGUACAGACUUGUGGAGAACUUACAAGUAUGGAAAUAGAUCCUCCAGAGCAGGAUUUAAAUGUUUCUGCUGAGGCUUGUACUUCUGGUCUGAACAUGUUAGUGGUGAUUGACACAAAUAUAAUGAUUAGUCACCUUGAGUUUGUCAUAUCCCUGAAAGCUGAGGAUAUACCAGGAGUUGGCAGACUUGCAUUAAUAAUUCCUUGGGUCGUUCUACAAGAGUUGGACAACUUGAAGAAAGGAAAAAUGUUGCAGCAUGUCCGGGACAAAGCUAUCCCUGCAGUCCAGUUCAUCUACAAGUGUCUCAAAAACCAAGAUCCAAAAUUGUGGGGGCAAUCCAUGCAGCUUGCUUGUCAAAAAAUGUACGGCCUGAGUUACGAGAACAAUGACGAUCGUGUUUUGCAGUGUUGUCUGCAGUAUCAGAGCCUCUUCCCUCAAAGUGUUGUCAUACUCUGCACGGAUGAUAAAAAUUUAUGUAACAAAGCCAUUGUGAGUAACAUCAAGGCAUUCUGCAAAGCUGAUUUGGUUAUUGCUCUACAGAAUCUGAAUGUAAACAAGCACCAGAAGUGUGUUGAGAUGCAACCAUCAAAAUGUGAUACAGAGUUGGAGAAAGCAGAAGGAGGGAGUGCUGCUCCUACUCAGCAAUUCCCAAAUAUACUUCCAGACCUUGAGAAGAACUUAGGAGAAGCUUUAUCUUGCAUUUUGGAGACUGAAAUGAAAAUUGCAUUUGGAAACCUAUGGAUGGAGAUCCUUUAUCUGAAGCCACCAUGGACAUUAGCAAACUUGCUGAAGUGUUACAGAAAGCACUGGAUGGCUGUUUUUGGUUGUAUUGUGCCAAGGAAUUUACUUUCAGCCGUUGAUUGUCUCUAUAAUCACCUUUGUACAGGAGGCCCGCUUGACUCCUCAACAAUGCAUCUCUUGCUUCAGGAAUCCAAAGCAUUAUUCCAUGCUUUCAGUUCAAGGUCAGACUAUAAUGGUGUCCUUCCCAGGGCUUAUGCUGAAGUGACUAAGCUGUUCCAGACACUUAAAGAGGUGAGGUCAGACAGUGAGCAGGAUUUACCAGAAGACGUCAUGGUUUUUUCAGAAACUGCUGGAUGUGAAAAAAUGGAAGCAGUGACACCAAUUCAGCAAAACUCUGAAGAAACUAAGCUAGAAUCCAGCUUUCAUGUGCCUCAGGAAAACAGGCACCAAGAAAUCUGGUCAGUCCUUGAAGGUCUGUGGAAUACAAUCAACUCCUACAGUAAUGAAAUUUUCCAAAAGUUGGACCUCAAUGCCCUAACUACAACAGGAAGGUCUUCAUUUGAAGAAGCUUUCUUAGGUCUGCAGAAACUGUUGGCAGCUGUGAAUGAUAUCCGUGGAGGGAUUAGUAGAAUUUUGACCCCAACCAGUAGUUUCCAAGAUAUUUGGACCCUCUAUGACUUCCUGACAAGCAACGAGAUAAAUAACAGCAUAAAAUUCACUGCUGAGGAGCUUUAUGAGUGUGUUUCAGAAGAGACCUAUCGGAAGCGGCUGGAGGUGGGCUGUUGCCAGCUGGCCCAGCUGGAGCUCACCAUCAAGCAGUGUCACGCCGUGGUUCACACCGAAGCCAAGAGCCUGGGCUGGCUGUGA